AUGGCUCAACUCCUGAACAGCAUACUCACUGUGAUCAAGGUGUUCCAGAAAUAUGCUAAAGAGAAUGGGAAAUGUACCUUGCUCUGCAAGAAGGAGUUGAAGCAGCUGCUCUUGGCAGAGCUUGGAGAUAUCCUCCGGAGACCAAAUGACCCAGACAUGGUGGACACCAUCCUGAGCCUCUUGGAUAAAGACAGAAAUGGACGUGUUGAUUUUCAUGAAUAUCUCUUGUUGGUGUUCCAAUUGGCCCAAGCCUGCUAUCAUAAACUGGAUAAUAAGUCAUGUGGAGAUAGAAUCUCUCAGCAAGACAGGGAGCAGGAGGGAACACGAGACCAUAAGUUUCCAGAAAAUACAGGCAGGCAACACAGGCAGAGGCAUGAGGGAGAAAGGCAGGACUCCCACUGCACUCAGUCUGAGAGACAAAACCAGGAUUCCCGCUAUGGUCAGCCUGAGAGACAGGAUAGGGAGUCCCGCUAUGGUCAGCCUGAGGGACAGGAUAGGGAGUCCCACUAUGGUCAGCCUGAGGGACAGGAUAGGGAGUCCCGCUAUGGUCAGUCUGAGGGACAGGAUAGGGAGUCCCGCUAUGGUCAGUCUGAGGGACAGGAUAGGGAGUCCCACUAUGGUCAAAGGUGGAGACAUAAAUCUAGCAGUAGUCUGCCUAAAAGACAAGGAUAUAUCUUUGCCUUAAGUCAGUGUGAGAAACAAGUUCACGAUUCUCGUUAUGGCCAGACAAACCAACAGGAAUCAGGUUCUUAUCAUAAACAGUCUCAGAGGCUGGAUCAGGAAUCAGGCUAUGGUCAGAGAGAUAGACAAGAAUUGGACUUGCAAUUUGGCCAGAGAGACAGACAAGGCCAGAGUUCUCACUAUGGUCAGACGGACAGACAAGGCCAGAGUUCUCAGUGUGGCCAGACAGAAGGACAAGGCCAGAGUUCUCGAUGUGGCCAGACAGACAGACAAGGCCAGAGUUCCCACUAUGACCAGACAGACAGACAAGGCCAGAGUUCUCACUAUGGUCAGACAGACAGACAAGGCCUAGGUUCUCAGUGUAGCCAAACAGACAGACAAGGCCAGAGUUUCCAUUAUGGCCAGACAGACAGACAAGGCCAGAGUUCUCACUAUGGUCAGACAGACAGACAAGGCCUAGGUUCUCAGUGUAGCCAGACAGACAGACAAGGCCAGAGUUCCCACUAUGGUCAGACAGACAGACAAGGCCAGAGUUUCCAUUAUGGCCAGACAGACAGACAAGGCCAGAGUUCCCACUAUGGUCAGACAGACAGACAAGGCCUAGGUUCUCAGUGUAGCCAGACAGACAGACAAGGCCAGAGUUCCCACUAUGGUCAGACAGACAGACAAGGCCAGAGUUCUCAAUGUGGCCAGGCAGACAGACAAGACCAGAGUUCCCACUAUGGCCAGACAGACAGACAAGGCCAGAGUUCUCACUAUGGUCAGACAGACAGACAAGGCCUAGGUUCUCAGUGUAGCCAGACAGACAGACAAGGCCAGAGUUUCCAUUAUGGUCAGACAGACAGACAAGGCCAGAAUUCUCCCUACGGUCAGACAGAGAGACAAGGCCUAGGUUCUCAGUGCAGUCAGACAGCCAGACAAGGCCAGAGUUCCUACUAUGGUCAGACAGACAGACAAGGCCAGAGUUCCCACUAUGGCCAGAUAGAUAGACAAGGCCUCAGCUCUCACUAUGGCCAGAUAGAUAGACAAGGCCUGAGCUCUCAUGGCCAGACAGACAGACAAGGCCAGGGUUAUCAUUAUAGUCAGAGAGACAGACAGGGCCUGAGCUCUCACUAUGGUCAGUCAGGGAUUGGGGUAACAGGGCAAAAUAGUUACCUCCAAGGAAGUGAGGGAACAAGCAGAGACUCAUAUGUUGAGCAAUCAGGAAGGUCAGGGAGACUAAGUCAAAAGACUCAAGGACAGGAAAUGACUCGAAAUCAAGGGCAGAGAUUCCAGUCUAGGGAAGGCCACCAGAACAGCCACCAGGCAUGGGAGCCUGAGGAGGAUAGCCAACACCACCAACACAAACUCAUUGCACAUAUCCAGCUAGAAAGGUCAUGCGGUUACAAAAGAGGUGACUGGCAAUCAUGUAGUGGUGAGCAGGACCAGAGACAGGCCCAGGCUAGGCAAUGUCGUGGAGAGGGGCAGAGCCACCAGGCAGAGGAAGAGCAGGGCCACCAAAGCUGGGGCAGACAUAGUUGUGAGAGUCCGGUAACUCCAUUGGAGACGCAGGCCAGGCAAACCCAUGAAGAGGAAAAAAGCCAUCAGAGACAGGACAGGCAAACCCACGAAAGUGAGCAGACCCAUCAGAGAUGGGACAGGCAAACCCAUGAAGAUGAGCAGACCCAUCAAAGAAGGGACAGGCAAACCCACGAAGAUGAGCAGACCCGUCAGCAACGAGACAGGGAAGCCCAUGAAGAGAGUCAAAACUGUCAGCAACAAUGGGAUAGGCAAACCCUUGAGGAGGAAGAAAGGUAUCAAGGAUCCCAGGAUCAACAAUCUUAUGGGACCCAGCAAGGCUGUGCUAAUAGAGAAAAAAUCCACAUGAAUGAGAAUAGCCAGAGGCAAGGUUCACAGGGAAGACGCAGUAACCUGACCUUCCAUCCCACCCGGAGUGGUGGGAGGCCCCCAAGGAGAGAACAGGGUGGAAGUCACCCUACCAAAGCAGCUCCUGCUCCCAACCCCCUCUAUGACUAUGUACAAGAGCAGAAAAGGAAUCAACAUUAG
Zalophus californianus (California sea lion) is the source of this 2727-nucleotide messenger RNA. It is a transcript of the gene RPTN, whose product is annotated as repetin. Gene Ontology annotation, molecular function: calcium ion binding; transition metal ion binding. The coding region runs from base 1 to 2727 and encodes 908 amino acids. NCBI's taxonomy places the organism in Eukaryota, Metazoa, Chordata, Mammalia, Carnivora, Otariidae. The transcript has 3 exons. Gene Ontology annotation, cellular component: cornified envelope. The record is from RefSeq and is a predicted model, not a curated record.